Messenger RNA from Entamoeba invadens IP1, 6977 nucleotides. RefSeq names its product tyrosine kinase, putative. Gene Ontology annotation, molecular function: ATP binding; protein kinase activity. NCBI's taxonomy places the organism in Eukaryota, Evosea, Mastigamoebida, Endamoebidae. The record is from RefSeq and is a predicted model, not a curated record. The annotation marks the transcript as partial. Gene Ontology annotation, biological process: protein phosphorylation. The transcript is spliced from 4 exons.
AUGGCGAUAAUAAUUGUAUUAUUGUUCACUUGUAUAGUAUCUUCUAAAAUAACAACUGAAUGGUGUAAGUAUUCUGACAAAAUUGAAUGUGUUCAAUUUGGCAAUCAAUGUGAACAAAAUUUCCAAUGGAGUUUAUCCACAGAACGAAUUCAGUUGCCUUCUAUUGACAAUGGUUUCAUUAUUAAAUGUGGACUGAACACACACUUAGAUGUCACUAUUAAUUCAAAACACACUUUAAAGUUAAUAUUUAAUACCAAUAACUAUACAUACAAGUAUUCCAAUGUGUUUGACAAGUUUAUUUUAAUUGAACAAACUUUACAGAAUAAAAGUAAUUUUGUAAAAACAAAAACAGUUCUCAAAACUUCUUGUACAAAUUGUAAACAAUGUGUAGAUACAAAUUGUGUAGAAUGUAAUGAUGCGUUUUAUUUAUCAAACGGUUCGUGUUACUCAUGUAAUUCAUAUUGUAGUACUUGUUAUGAUAAAACUAAUUAUGGGUGUUUAACAUGUAAAGAUGGCAAGUACUUAACUCAAAAAACAAAGUGCCUUACUUGUUCUUAUUCGUGUAUUACUUGUUUCAAUGGAACAAUUGAUGAUUGUUUAACAUGCCGAAAUGGGUAUUACAUGUCUGGUUCAAGUACUUGUUUGAGUUGUCAUUAUUGGUGUGAAACGUGUUAUGGUGGUUCAAAUACGGAGUGUAAUACUUGUAAAACUGGGUACUAUUCACAAGGAACUAACACUUGUCUAAAAUGUCCAUCUGAAUGUAAAACGUGUACAAAUACUACAUGUCUAACAUGCCAAAGUUCUCAUUAUUUUUCAGGUAACUCAUGUUACAAAUGUGAUUCAUUGUGUUUAUCUUGUAAUGGUCCUUUUGCUAAUAAUUGCAAAACGUGCAGAUUUUCUUAUGUAUUAAUAGAUAAUCAAUGUAUUAAAUGUGAUUCGUCAUGCAGCUCUUGUAAUGGAAUAGGGCCAAGCAAUUGUGUAUCGUGUCCAUAUUCUUAUUUUAACAGCAAUGGAUACUGUGUAAAAUGUGAUUCUUCAUGUGAAUCUUGUAAUGGACCAAAUUCAAACAAUUGUUUGUCUUGCCCAUAUUCAUAUGGCAUUUCGGAUGGGUAUUGUGUAAAAUGUGAUUCAUCGUGUAAUAAAUGUAAUGGAACUAAUCCAAACAACUGUCUUUCUUGUUAUAAAAAUUAUCAAUUGAUUAAUGGCAAUUGUUUCAAGUGUGACCCAUCUUGUAAAACAUGUAAUGGACCUUAUUCUACUAAUUGUUUAACAUGUAAUAAUUAUUAUUAUUAUUACUCAUAUGGGUAUUGUGUGAAGUGUGAUUAUUCAUGUAACACGUGUAGUUUUGGUGGACCUGGAAAUUGCCGAACAUGCAAAUCUUAUUAUUAUUACUCAAAUGGGUAUUGUCUCAAAUGCAGUCCAAAUUGUAAUACCUGUAAUGGAACAGCCGAAAACAAUUGCCUGACAUGUAAAACUGGUUAUUACUUAUCAAAUGGAUAUUGUGUUCCUUGCAAUUCAAAUUGUAUUAGUUGCAGUGGUAAUUUUGCAAACAAUUGUGAUUCUUGUAAAAGUGGCUUUGUUUUAAUAAAUGGGGUCUGUUCACCAUGUUCUUCGAAUUGUAUUACUUGUACAACUACAAAAUGUCUGACGUGCGAUUCGAACUAUUAUCUAUCAAAUAAUGUUUGUAACAAAUGUCAUUCUGAAUGUGAGAGUUGUAAUGAUCCUGAAAGAACAAAUUGUAAAAAUUGUAUAAAAGGAAAAUAUUUGGCUGAUAAUAACACCUGUCAACAAUGCAUACCAAAUUGUGAUUAUGGUUAUAACUUUGAUUGUUAUCAAUGUAAAGAUGGGUAUUAUUAUGAAGGUAAUGGCAAAUGUGCAAAGUUAAAAAACGAAUUCUGUGUUUUUGGAAACAAUAUUGAGUGUUAUGGUUGUUUGAUUGGAUAUUAUUUGGAUAAGAAUGAUUGUUUGGAGUGUCCCAGUAUUUGCAGAUCUUGCAAUGGACCGACAACAUCUGAAUGUAACUCGUGUAAUGAUGGGUAUUAUAUUGCAUCUAACACAUGCCUUAAAUGUUCUUCUAAAUGUCAGACAUGCAAAGACAAUUCAACCACUUGUAUGUCUUGUGAGGCAGGAUCGAACCCGGGCAUUGCAUAUCAAAUACGACAAAGUGUGAUUCGUGUAAUGACGGAUUAUAAUCUGACAAUGGGUUAUGUAAAACUUGCGACUCCAACUGUCUCACAUGCUCAAAUUCUUCUUCAAAUUGUUUGUCUUGCAAGCCCGGGACAUACCUUUCAAAUUCGAUGUGUCUCACCUGUAAUGCAAAUUGUGAGACCUCUGGGUGUCAUACGACUUUGGGGUGCACAAAUUGUAAACCGGGAUAUUUCCCAAAGAAUCUUGGGUGCAGCCAAUGCAGUGAAAUCGCAAAUUGUGUUACUUGCAGCCAAACUGAACAAAAGUGCACAACUUGUGCGUCUGGUAUUUCAUAUGUCAACUCAAGUGGAUUGUGCUCACUUUGCGACGCGUCGUGCAAAACUUGUAACACUGAUGGAACGUGUAACGGGUAUCAUGUCAGGCGUAAGAUGCACAACUUGUAAAGACAAUUAUUACUUGAACUCGAAUGGCACUUGUACUCAGUGUGAUCCUUCUUGUGCAAAUAACAGGUGUGACAAAAAGACAGGAAUAUGCAAUACAUGUGCAGUGGGGUUUACUAAACAGAGUGUCGAUAGUGUUAAAUGUCAGUUGUGUACCUCAUAUGAUCCCGAUUGUUCGACGUGUUCACAAACCACCAGAAAAUGCACAAAAUGUGUAACUGGCAAAUAUCCAAAUCCAUCAUCGCCGUUUUCUUGUAUGUAUUGUCACCUCAGUUGUUCGAAUGGGUGUUCGACAACAACAGGCGAUUGCAUGACUUGUACAAAUGAUCAGUAUACAAUCAACCCAUCAAACCCAAAACAGUGUCAGAGUUGUUUGGGAUUUGAUUCAAACUGUCUCAGCUGUUCAACAACAGAAAGAAAAUGUCUAUCUUGUCGAAGUGAUGUUUCGUAUUUGGUCAAAGGGUAUUGUGUCUCAUGUGAUUCAACUUGUUCAAAAUGUGACUCAAAUGGUUUAUGUAUUAAUUGUGUUGAUAACUACGUCUUUAAUGAACCAAAGCAACAAAAGUGUAUAACUUGUACAUCAUUUGAUGCAAAAUGUGAGACUUGCAGUUCUAAUAGUUCAAGAAAUUGCACCAAAUGCAAAUCCAAUAUGUACCCUGAUACUACCACUGGAAAGUGUAAAUUAUGUGAUUCUUCAUGUGGCGGCAGUUGCGACACAACAAAUGGAAUGUGCACAAACUGUGUUUCUGGUAAAGUGUUUGAUGAUCCAAAGGGCAAGACCUGUGUCGAGUGUACGACUUUUGAUUCAAAUUGUGUCGAAUGUGCUUCAAAUGGAGAGAGAGUGUGUUCAAAAUGUCGUGAAAAAAGUGGGUUUUAUUUACAGAAUGGAAAGUGUGUUGCAUGUGAUUCAACGUGUAAACCAAAUACAUGUGACUCGACAACGGGAUUUUGUUCACAAUGUUUGGUAAAUUACACAGUGACAUCUCCAAUUUCAAAAGUCUGCAAACCAUGUUCUGAAUUUGACUCAUACUGCAUUAAAUGUCUAGCAGAUUUUGACAAAGCAUGUGACUUGUGUUCAUAUGGCAGAUUUCCGAGCAGAUCAUACUUCUAUAGCUGUGCUAAAUGCAAUCCGACAUGUGAUGGAAAUUGCAAUGGUACAAAUGGUCUUUGUUUGAGUUGUUUACCAAAUUAUGUAUUUGCUUAUAUUUGUGAUUCGUGUGCAUUAUUUGAUAUAAACUGUUUGACAUGUGAUUCGACAUAUCAGAGAAAAUGCGUAACAUGUCGAACAAGUGGGAUGUAUCCAAGUGACUCGACAUACAAAUGUGUCUCAUGUGCCACUACAUGCAAUGGAAACUGUGAUCAGACAACGGGCAAGUGCACGGGUUGUAUCAACAAUUACGUGUUUGAAGCAACUAAGAGUCGUGUGUGUGUUGCUUGCAAAUCGUUUGAUCAAAAUUGCAAAACGUGUUCUUCCGAUUACAACAGAAAAUGUGUUGAGUGUGAAAGUGGAUACUAUCCAAAUCAAAGUGGCGUCUGUGUGUCGUGUAACACAACUAUCACAAACUGCAAAUCAUGUAAUUCAAGAGAAAACAAGUGCUUGUCGUGUCAAGACCCGUAUUAUUUUUCAAAUCAAACAUGUUUGAGUUGUGCUUCUGGAAGUUAUAAAAACACUGAAACAUCAUGUGAAAAGUGUUUCAUGGGCAUCCCAAAUUGUCAAACUUGUUCAACUAAAACGGUUGGAAUUCCUGUUUGCACCGCUUGUUAUUCGCCAUAUGCAUUUGAUUCCCAAACCAAUUUUUGUGAACUGUGUGGUACAAACAAAAGUUACAGCACAACAACAAAGAAAUGCGAAACUAAUGAAAAUGGGUGCGCAACUGCCUUCAAUAAACAACAAUGUUUGAGAUGUUCAGACGGGUAUUAUCUGUCAAGUAACAAAUGUGUACCAGCAACCAAUUGUGUAAACAAAUCAACUCUUUCGAAAGUGUCGUGUGACUGUUCAUAUCAAAUAUCAGUUGGCUCAGACUGCCAAAGCACAGUUUCAAAAUGCAAAUAUCAGAAAAACAACAAAAAUCAAAAGGAAUGCAUUCAAUGCGAAGAUAAUAACAUUGUUAAUGAAAAGACUUGUCAAAACAUUAUAAAUGGAUUAACUCGAAAUAAUGUCGUUUAUCAAUGUGAAAAUGGCAAUUAUUUGAAUGAAAACAAUCAAUGUGUAAAAUGUACAGAUUACUCUUCAGUUUGUAUUAACUACAAAGCUAAAAGAACAAUUUUGUCGUGUGCAAAAGAUAAAGUUUAUCACGUUGAAACAAUGAGCUGUAAUAGCGAUAGCAACUGUUUAAAAUACGGCAAAGAUUAUUGCUUACAAUGUGUUGAUGUUAACAUGGAACUAAAAUAUGGACAAUGCUCGGCGUGUUCAAUACCAAAUUGCAAAUAUUGUGAAGGUGGAAAGUGCAAAAAGUGCAAUGACAAUUAUGUUGUACAAACAAAUGGAUUAUGUGUUGAACAAAGUGAAGUUGGGUGUGUCAAAGCCGAUGGUCUCUUUUGUUCACAAUGCAAAGAAGGGUUUAAUCCGAUUGAAACUCUCAACAAUGAAGGAAAAUACGAUUUUUGUAUUCCAAUUUCUCAAUCUCAAAUAGCUGACUGUAAAUACUCACUGAUUUCAAAAUCAAUGUGUGUUGAAUGUUUGGACACAUUCAAACUAAAAUAUGGAAAUUGUUCAGAAAAUUUUGAUGAUAAAGAUUACGAUGAAAACAAUGUUACUAACACAAAACAAAUGAUGAAAAGUGUCGAAACCUCGUGUUUCACUCGUACCAACAAAGGGUGUGAGAGAUGCAAUUCUGGUUACUAUAACAUUAACAGUGAAUGUGAGUUGUGUUCUAGUCAUUGUGAUCAUUGUUACAACACAACAUAUUGCUUGACAUGUGAUCCUCAGUAUUAUUUAUCUUCCACCUUUACAUGUGAACCACUUGGUGAUUUGUUUACAAAAUGUGAAUUGACAUUGCCAACAGGCGGUGGAUGUGCAAUAUGCAAAGACCACUAUUACAAACAGAAAACAGACUGCAUUGCUUGUGAUGAGUCGUGUGGUACUUGUGUUGAUGGCUUGUCGUGUUUGAGUUGCCGAAACGAAUAUUUCAAACUAUCUGGCAGUGAAAAUAAACUGUGUGUGUCAUAUGACAACUUGACUAAUUGUGUUACUAAAACGCCAAUUAAGUGUGUAAAAUGUGAAAAUGGGUAUUACUUGGAUAAUUACAUUUGCAAAAACUGUUCUGAAAACUGCAUUUCAUGUGACAACUAUCAAAAAUGUAAAAACUGUGUUGAAAAAAAUUAUGUGUUGGUUGACUCGCAGUGUGUGAGUUACAAAAGUGUUGAGUUUUGUCUCUCUGCGAACAAUUCAAAGUGCACAGAAUGUGAAGGAUUUCACAAACCAAGUGAUGCCGGUGAUUAUUGCGUCAAAGAGACUAAUUAUGGGUUGGUGGUUGGCGUGCCGUUGUCAGUGACUGUUGUGAUUUUGGUGAUAAUUUUUGCAAUAAUACUAAUUGUGAUUUCAAUGAUACAAAAGAGAAAACAAAAGAAGAAAGAGCAGAACAUUUGCAACUUCAAAAUGAGUCGGUCAAACAUUGAGAUGGUCAAAUUGAGUGCAAAUUUGGUGACAAACAAGACAACACUGAAAUUUGAUUUGGAUAACAAUGACCCACUUAAGAUCGAUAUUGAGACAAGAGAUUUGAUAUGUAUCGGAAAUGUGUCCAACAGCAACUUGAAAGUGCAGUUCAGUGUGAUGGAACGGUGUGACUAUUACGAGAUACGAAGUGUGCCACCACUUGUGACAUUAAAACCUGGAUAUGCCUGCGAGUUUGAGAUAUUUAUCAAGCCGCUGUGUACUUGUGUCACCAAAGAACAUGUAGCAAUAACUUCGUUAAAUAUAGCAACUGGUGUCAUUGAAAAUGCAAAAAUUGAAAUGGAAAUCGAGACUGAACAAACAACCAAAUUAAAUUACAGAGAGAUCAUCGAAGACGAUAAGCUUGGUGAAGGCAGUUUUGGGAUCGUCUACAAAGGGCAAUACAGAGGUGUUUGUGUUGCAAUCAAAAAGAUGAAACAACUUGAUAAUUAUGAAAGUGGACUUGCAGAGUUUGAAAAGGAAGUUGCAAUGCUAGACAAGUUCCGAUGUGAUUACAUCAUACACUUUUAUGGCGCUGUAUUCAUACCAAGUAAGGUGUGUAUGGUCACCGAAUUUGCAUCAUUUGGGUCACUCCAAGACUUGAUCAAACACAAAAAGAGGGAUGAAAUUGAUAUGAAGUUGCGAAUUAAAUUCUUAUUAGAUGCGGCAAAAGGUAUUCAAUAUUUACACGAGAAUGGGAUAUUACACAGAGACAUCAAGCCAGACAACAUUCUUGU